This is a messenger RNA of Alligator sinensis (Chinese alligator), 2386 nucleotides long. RefSeq names its product neutrophil cytosolic factor 2 (gene NCF2). The coding region runs from base 173 to 1762 and encodes 529 amino acids. The record is from RefSeq and is a predicted model, not a curated record. The transcript has 15 exons. Gene Ontology annotation, molecular function: protein binding; superoxide-generating NADPH oxidase activator activity. Gene Ontology annotation, cellular component: NADPH oxidase complex. NCBI's taxonomy places the organism in Eukaryota, Metazoa, Chordata, Crocodylia, Alligatoridae. Gene Ontology annotation, biological process: superoxide anion generation; respiratory burst; phagocytosis.
GACAUUGAACACUGUGUGGGUGCUGGAGGGAAUACAGAAGUACAAGUAGAAGUGCACUGGCCGAGCUGCAGUGCAGAGGAAAGAGGGCCCAGAGUAAGGAAAAGCCACUCCAAGUUGUGGGGAGACCUGCCAUCGCACUACCAGAUACCCCACUGAAGGCUCCUGAGGAACCAUGUCUCUGGCUGAGACGAUCCAGCUAUGGCAUGACGGGGUACGCGCUGCCGAUCAGAAGGACUGGAGAGCAGCGCUGGAGGCCUUCGCUUCAGUUCAGAACCCCUCCUCCAAACUCUGCUUUAACAUUGGCUCCAUCCAUCUGAUCCUGGGGAACUUGGCUGAGGCAGAGCAGGCAUUUGCCAGGAGUAUUAACUGCGACAAGCACUUGGCUGUGGCCUAUUUCCAGAGAGGAACAGUAUUUUACGAGAGAGAAAACUAUGAUUCAGCAGUCGAAGACUUUAAAGAAGCACUGGCUCAACUGCGAGGGAACCUGCUGAUAGACUAUAAGAUCCUGGGGCUGCAGUUCAGGCUGUUUGCUUGUGAGGUGUUAUACAACAUAGCUCUGGUCUAUGCCAAACUGGAGGACUGGAAAAAAGCAGAAGAGCACCUCAUCUUGGCAACGAGCUUGAAGAGCGAGCCUCGACACAACAAGAUUGAUAAGGCUAUGCAAGCCAUUUUGAAGCAAAAUUUAUUUGAGCCAGUGGUGAUCCCCCUGGGGAAGCUGUUUAGGCCAAAUGAGAAGCAAGUGGCUCAGCUGGAGAAGAAAGAUUACCUGGGGAAAGCUACGGUUGUGGCAUCUGUGGUUGACAAGGAUAAUUUUUCAGGGUUUGCGCCACUUCAGCCACAGGCCUUAGAUCCUCCACCCCGACCAAAGACACCAGAAAUCCUCAGGGCUUUGGAAGGAGAACCUCACAGAGUCCUGUUCGAGUUCACGCCCGAGACUUCUGAGGAACUGGCAGUCCUUCCAGGGAACAUCGUCUUUGUCCUGAACAGGGGAAUUGACAACUGGGCCACUGUUAUGUUCAACGGGAAGAAAGGGAUCGUUCCAUACAACUACCUUGAGGCGGUGGAGUUACAGAACAGACCUCACCAGUGGGAGGAAAAAUCCCCAGAGCUCGACAUCCCUGACCCACCCAGUUUCAAUGCUCCAGAAAAACCCAGACAGGCAGCACCAGAUCAUGUUCCUGUUACUUCUGACAAACAGCGGAUGAAAGAGCCAAAGGUGGGAGACUCAGCUGUCCCAAGCCCAUACAUUCUCAAGGUGCACUACAAGUACACAGUAGCAAUGGAAGCCACGCCUCAACUCUCCUACAGCGAGAUUUUGGACAUGGUCUGCAAGAAGCUGGAGCUCUUGACGCAGCACACAACACUGAGGUACCGGCCUGCAGGUAGUGGUGAGCUCAUGGUUCUGAGUGAGGAGGGCAUGAAGACAGCCUGGAGCCAUGCUAAAGACCACUGUCUGACACUGUGGUGCGGCAGCACAGAGGGAGAUCAAGAUUUUCCAGGAGAUGGCAAAACAGAGGAAGAUACCCAGAAAGCAACAUCAGAAGAGGAAUUAGCAAACAGAGUAGUAGCGCAAUACAGUUAUGAAGCCACCCAGCCAGAGGACCUAGAAUUCCAGGCAGGAGAUGUGAUACUCAUCCUAUCCAAAGUGAAUGAAGACUGGUUAGAAGGCCAGUGCAAUGGGAAGGUUGGUAUUUUCCCAUCAGCUUUUGUUCAGAAGUGUGAUGAUAAAAAAGACACUGAAAUUAAUUCGGUAGAACCCUGAAGAGCCCAGGACAUGCAAGGAAGCCUAAGAGUUUCUAAAGUUGCACACAAGAAGUCUCAUCUCAUUAUCCGCUGCAUUUAAAAACAGACCUAAGUAUAAUUCUGGUGUGUAAAAAAGGCUGUACUUUUCUUUGUUUCACACUUCUCUGUUGUAUCAGCUCUUAUUUAAAACAGGUACCAGGUCACUGGAAAUAUGGUUAUGAACUAUCUUCCCAAUGAUAAGACCAGACAUUUAAUCCUGCAUAAAAAGAGCUACAUAUCUCAAAUGGCCUAGUAGCAAGAGCCCUCUCUCCAUGGCUAAGUACAGAAAGUCAAAAAGCCCGAGGCUGAAUUGAUUUAGUCUUUGCAAGUUAGUCUGAGAUGCAUAGAUUAAAUUGAAACAGAAGUGAACAGACAUUUAUUUACCUUUGAUUCAGGAAAUGCAGCCACAUGCCUGCAGUGGCUCCAGCUAGAAGCUGGGGGUGCUAGAACAUGGAUCUCUCACAUGUAGCUAGUAUGGGCUACAUAUUCACUUCCUCUUCCUGCUGUCCCUGAGGUCUCUGGGAUUUGUAGUACAAAAAUCACAACAGCAAGACUCUGCAGGGUUGCUUAUCAUUUCUUCUUCCUGCUUCCAGGUGCCUCUGGG